AUGUCGAUGCGAAUCGUCCCCGCCGCAAACCAACCCACAACCUUCGCCGCCGGAGCCGCCGCCCCCUCGGCCCCCGGAGUCCACGAUACCCUCCGCGCAGGCGUAGGCCAGACGGUCCUUGACGCGAAGAACAACGUUCCCGCGAGCGCACACCCCCUCGAGGCCCGCCUCAAGAACUGGGAGGCCACGCAGGAGAACAUGCGCAUGGAGACUCUCCGCCGCACCUUUGGCGUUUCCGAGCCCAUCCGUCGCCAGAUGGAGCUCAAGAUCACCCAGAACGGCGAGUGGCGGCCCGCCGCCCUCGGUGGCCACCAGGCCAGCGUCCACGAGGAGAUCCUCCGCGGCAAGGACACCAGCAUCAGCUGGGAGGACGUCUUCACCGGCGAGGAGAGUGUGGGCAUCGUCGGCAUGCACGACGAGAUGGAGAGGAAGCUCAAGAUUUAA
This is a messenger RNA of Colletotrichum truncatum, 444 nucleotides long. Its product is annotated as Proteasome maturation factor UMP1. Gene Ontology annotation, cellular component: nucleus; cytoplasm. Lineage: Eukaryota; Fungi; Ascomycota; Sordariomycetes; Glomerellales; Glomerellaceae. Gene Ontology annotation, biological process: proteasome assembly. The record is from RefSeq and is a predicted model, not a curated record.